AUGGCUGAUGAAGUGAUUCUUCUAGAUUACCGGCCAAGUCCGUUUGGGAUGAGGCUCAGAAUAACCCUUGCUCAAAAGGGUAUCGAGUAUGAGUAUAAAGAUGAAGACUUGCAGAACAAAAGUCCUUUGUUGUUACAGAUGAACCCUAUUCACAAGAAAAUCCCUGUUCUCAUUCAUAAUGGCAAACCCAUUUGUGAAUCUCUCAUUGCUGUUCAGUAUAUUGAUGAGGUUUGGAAUGAUAAAUCUCCUUUGUUGCCUUCUGAUCCUUAUCAGAGAUCACAAGCUAGAUUCUGGGCUGAUUUUGUUGACAAGAAGGUCUAUGAAAAUGGAAGGAACCUUGUUUGGACCAAAAAUGGAGAAGAGAAAGAAGCUGCAAAGAAGGAAUUCAUAGAAGCCCUCAAACUGUUGGAGCAAGAGUUGGGAGACAAGAGUUAUUUUGGAGGAGAGAAGCUUGGUUAUGUGGAUGUAGCACUUAUUCCAUUCUACACUUGGUUUAAAGGCUAUGAGACUUUUGGUAACAUCAAUAUAGAGAAGGAGUGUCCCAAGUUUAUUGAUUGGGCUAAGAGAUGUAUCGAAAUUGAGAGUGUUUCUAAGUCUAUUCCUGAUCAGGAUAAGGUCUACCAGUUCAUUGUGGAGGUCAGGAAGAAGAGGGGCAUUGAGUAG
Vicia faba (fava bean) is the source of this 663-nucleotide messenger RNA. The record is from the annotation of a GenBank genome assembly. Lineage: Eukaryota; Viridiplantae; Streptophyta; Magnoliopsida; Fabales; Fabaceae.